GUUAGCCAUGUUGUUUCUUUAAAAAAUCCUAAACAGAAAUACACACAUAUACACACACAAUAGGCAAACUUUCUCUCUCUACCCCUCCUAAACACCGCGUGCACUCUGCAAAAAUCUCUCUUUCUCUCUCUUUCCCAUUACAAGUAACUCCAAAAAAACAAGGCUUUAUAGCUUAAGUUAAGUGACAAUCGCAAACAAAGAACCUCAAUUUCACAAGGCCAAAAAAGAUAAAAACAUAAAACAAAAAACACUUAAGCAGAGGGCAACUUUUUUCAGAAAGCCAAAGGAGCAAAAAGAAAUAAAGAAAAAAAAAAACUCAUUCAUCAAACUGUAACACACACAGACACACACUACCACAAACUUCAAAAACCACGAAAGCAACAACUCAUCUCUCUUAGGAUUUUUUUUCUUUUCUUUCCUGUAAAAAGGCUGAACUAGUAAGCACAAAACUCGGGAGGCCCCUGCGUAGGUUUACUCAAAAAGAGAAAACCAAACAGAAAAAAAAAAAAACCAAUAAUAAAAAUAAAUUUAAAAAAAAAACAGAGAGUAAUACAAAAAAGUUUUUGCUUAUGCGUGUGGUGAAACAAGAAAGAGAGAGUUAGUGAGUAGAUACAUCACAAUAUCAUAUUCAUAUAUAUCAUAAAUUUUCCAAGUUUUUUAUUUUUUAUUUUUCGCAGAAGGCAAGAAUUUAGAGAGAGAGAGAGAGAAAACAAUGGAGGGCGGUGGUGGCUCAGCCGGCAAUUCUUGUCUGAUGGCUUUCGGAGAGAGCCACAAUAAUAACAAUAAUGGGUUUUUUCCCACGAUUAUGAUUCCUCAGAUGGCUCCUUCUUCUCAGCCGCCGGACGGUGGAAACACCUUGUUUCUCCCAUUACCGGCCAACCAAGACCUUAACCGCGACGGCGGAUCCGCGGCCGGCGGCGGCGGCGGCAUGAUGCUUGAAGAUCACCAAAAUCAUGGUAAUAACAACACGAGCACUGGGUAUUAUUUUAUGGAGAACACAAAUGAGGCGGGAAACUGUGCCGCCAAGGCCAAGAUCAUGGCUCAUCCUCACUACCAUCGUCUCUUGUCUGCUUACGCUAAUUGUCAGAAGAUAGGUGCGCCGCCGGAGGUGGUGGCGAAGCUGGAGGAGGCGUGCGCGUCGGCGGCGGCGAUGGGCGGCCGCCACGGGACAAGCAGCGUUGGGGAAGACCCGUCGCUCGACCAGUUCAUGGAAGCCUACUGUGAGAUGCUGAUAAAGUACGAGCAAGAACUCUCUAAGCCCUUUAAGGAAGCCAUGGUUUUUCUCUCGAGGAUUGAAAGCCAGUUGAAGGCCCUUACACUCUCACCCUCUUCUGGUUCUGUUUGUGCAGAAGCAAUGGAAAAAAACGGCUCAUCUGAGGAAGAACUUGACGUGAACAACAAUUUCAUCGACCCUCAAGCCGAAGACCGUGAGCUCAAAGGUCAGCUUUUACGAAAAUAUAGUGGAUACUUAGGAAGUCUCAAACAGGAGUUUAUGAAGAAAAGGAAGAAAGGGAAGCUUCCAAAGGAGGCUCGGCAGCAAUUGCUCGACUGGUGGAGCCGGCAUUACAAGUGGCCAUACCCCUCUGAGUCCCAGAAGCUGGCACUGGCCGAGUCAACCGGGCUUGACCAGAAGCAAAUAAACAAUUGGUUCAUUAACCAGAGAAAAAGGCAUUGGAAGCCUUCGGAGGACAUGCAAUUUGUUGUAAUGGAUGCCGCGCAUCAGCAUUAUUACAUGGACAAU
This is a messenger RNA of Striga asiatica, 1741 nucleotides long. NCBI's taxonomy places the organism in Eukaryota, Viridiplantae, Streptophyta, Magnoliopsida, Lamiales, Orobanchaceae. The record is from the annotation of a GenBank genome assembly.